GAACAUAUGCGACCUUUUGUUGAGAUCAAAAGUUCUCUGCAUGUGCUUGAGCGCAUAGCAUGCUCUGUCAAGUAUAAUGAGGCUGUGCUCUUGGUAGGGGAAACUGGCACUGGGAAGACAACUCUUGUUCAAAAUUUGGCACUAAGACUUGGUCAGAAGCUUACUGUUUUGAAUUUAAGUCAGCAAAGUGAUGUUGCAGACUUAAUAGGUGGAUAUAAACCUAUGAAUGCACAAUUUGUUUAUUUCCCCCUCCAUAAGGAGUUCAAGGACCUCUUCUCCAGAACUUUCUCUGUGAAGGAAAAUAUGAACUUUCUUACGCAGCUAGAAAAAUAUCUAACUGAGAAGAAAUGGAAAAUGCUACUAAAAGGAUUUCGUAGAGGAGUUGACAUUUUCCAUAAGUCAGUUGAGCUUGAAAAAGCUGGGUCUAGCAAGAAGCGUAAAAAGCCAUUGGAUGAAGAAAACAUCAAGGCUUGGGAAAGAUUUUCAAUUAAACUUGAAAGUGCUUGGUGUAAUGAUCCAUCUUCAGGGAUGAUGUUUUCUUUUGUAGAAGGAAGUUUUAUUACUGCACUUAGAAAUGGUGAGUGGAUAUUGCUUGACGAGGUGAAUCUAGCCCCUCCAGAGAUCUUACAGAGAAUUAUUGGGGUUCUGGAGGGGGAGAAUGGGGCCCUUUGUUUGGCUGAAAGAGGUGAUAUUGAUUAUAUACAAUGUCAUCCAAACUUCCGUAUGUUUGCUUGCAUGAACCCAGCAACAGAUGCUGGGAAGCGGGACCUACCCUUUUCUUUAAGGAGUAGGUUUACCGAGUAUUAUGUUGAUGAUGUGCUGGAUGAUGAUGAUUUAAGUCUAUUUAUUUAUCAGUUUAUUGGUGAUGGCCAUAAUGAUCGGGAGCUAGUAAAUAAAAUUGUCUGUUUCUAUAAAACAUCCAAAGAGGAAGCUGAAGAGAGGUUGCUGGAUGGUGCUAAUCAGAAAGCUCAAUACAGUUUAAGGUCCCUUUACCGUGCUCUUGAAUAUACAAGGAAAGCGGAGAGAAAAUUUGGGUUUCAUAAAUCAUUAUAUGAUGGCUUUUGUAUGUUUUUCCUCACACUAUUGGAUGGGCGUAGUGCUGAAAUAAUGGAAAGGAAAAUCUUGUCUCUUCUGUUAAACUCAAGUGAACCUCCACCACAUGUUCCUUUUGACCGAUAUUUAACCUCCACCAAAUCUGAUGCUUCCUUGGGGAGCUAUGUUCUGACCAAAAGUGUUAGGGAGCACCUUGGGAAUUUGGCUCGUGCUGUUCUGAUUAAGCGAUAUCCUGUGCUUCUACAGGGACCCACAUCUAGUGGGAAAACUAGCCUUGUUCGUUAUCUUGCUGCACUGACAGGUCAUGAGUUUGUGAGAAUUAAUAAUCAUGAGCACACUGAUUUGCAAGAGUAUCUAGGUUCUUACAUAACUGAUGCUAGUGGUAAGCUUGUUUUUACUGAAGGUGUAUUGGUUAAAGCGGUAAGAAAUGGUUACUGGAUUGUAUUAGAUGAGCUUAACUUGGCUCCAUCUGAUGUCCUGGAGGCAUUGAAUCGGUUGCUUGAUGAUAACAGGGAGCUUUUUGUUCCUGAACUGCAAGUUACAAUUAAAGCACAUCCAAACUUCAUGCUUUUUGCCACUCAAAAUCCACCUAUUCUUUAUGCUGGGCGUAAAAUGUUAUCUCGGGCAUUUCGCAAUCGCUUCAUAGAGAUUCAUGUUGGUGAAAUUCCUGAUGAUGAGUUGAGCGUAAUACUGGAGCAGAGAUGUGAAAUUCCUCAAAGUUAUGCUAGAAAAAUGGUUGAAGUGAUGAAGGAGCUUCGGCGGUGCAGGCAGGGUAGUAGAUUUUCUGAUGGGAAACAUAGUUUAUGA
Neltuma alba is the source of this 1860-nucleotide messenger RNA. Its product is annotated as midasin. The transcript has 3 exons. Gene Ontology annotation, cellular component: preribosome, large subunit precursor; nucleus. Gene Ontology annotation, biological process: ribosomal large subunit assembly; ribosomal large subunit export from nucleus. Gene Ontology annotation, molecular function: ATP binding; ATP hydrolysis activity. NCBI's taxonomy places the organism in Eukaryota, Viridiplantae, Streptophyta, Magnoliopsida, Fabales, Fabaceae. The record is from RefSeq and is a predicted model, not a curated record. Bases 7 to 1860 code for a protein of 617 amino acids.